This is a messenger RNA of Dimorphilus gyrociliatus, 1231 nucleotides long. Lineage: Eukaryota; Metazoa; Annelida; Polychaeta; Dinophilidae. The record is from the annotation of a GenBank genome assembly.
AAUGGGGGAAGUUGUUCAUCCUUCUGAUAAGCGAUUGAACGAUGAAAUAGAAUUCUCUGAAGAUGAUUUUUCAUUAUUUAUCAAUAAAAUUCAAGGUAAAAUUGAGAAAAUCGACGAAGAAAAGCGGAUAGCCUUACAUAAACUUAAUACGGAGAUUACGUCAUUAAUGAUAAGCAUACACGAUAGACAGGAAGAUAUUCGAACUGAAAUUGAAUUAUUCUACUCGGAAAAGAAGGAUAAUCUUAAAAAUAUUGUAUCGUAUAUUGAAAGAUUAUACGAAAAUCGUAAGAAAAUUCCAGAUAAGAUAUUAAAAAGUGAUUUUUCAAAGAUGAUUGAAAACGUUAAAUACUACGCCGAUAACCUAAUGAGAAAGAAGGGCGUUUUCCAAAAAUCCGAUUCUUUAAAUGGCCUUGAAAUUGGCAAUCUUAAAAUACCAAAUUUUGAAAAUCCAAUUAAAGAAGAAUUCAUAGAAUUUCAUGAUAAAAUUGAUAAAGUAAUAUCGAACGAAAAUGGAUUUUAUGUUCUUAGAAAUUCAUGCGAAAUUGUUGAAUUACAAAGAAAUCAGGUUAUUUAUAGUGUUGAUGGUAAAAUUGAUAGUAUAACAAUGACAAACGAUAAUAGAAUAUCUUAUAUUCAAUUAUUGAAAUCUUCAGCAACUGUAUCAAUUAUAACAAAACCUUUCUACAGUUCUGAAUAUUAUACUAUUCAAAAACAAUCUAAUGAGAGAUUUACUGAACAAUUUGCAGUUUUAAAAGAUUUUAUCCUUCUCUAUCAAAAUUCAACAAUUGUCAAAAGACAUAAAAAAACAACGGAAACUGUAUCCUUAUCAAGUAGAAUAAUGAAAUUUGAACAUAAUAUUGUUAUGGAAAAUGUUUUAUACAAUAUAUCUGACAAUCUAUUAGUAUUUGCUGAUUUAGAGAAGAACGAAUGGAAAGAUAUUAUCAUUCAAGAAUUAGACGAAGGAGGUAAUAAAUCAGUAUUACGAAAGAUAAUUGAUUAUAUAACAACAAAAGGAUUUCUUGUUGUAUGCGCUAAUGAAAAUAUUAUUCUUAUCUGUCCUCAAAGUCUAUUGGCAAUGACAAUCAAAAUGGAGAGAGUAUUCCCUCAAGAAAGAUUAUUAAACUAUAGAAUUGAUAACGAACAAAUUAUCUUUUGCCUAUCCUGUUUAGAGGAUGAAUCUAGAUUAAUAUUCAAAUAUUUUCCAAUUAACCUCAAUUAUAACUUUGUUUAA